GCGUUGCGUGAAUCGAUGAUCAGUUCGAAGAUGAGUUGAUUUAAUUGACAAUUACCAACUCAUUCAUACACGUGCAAGGGUGACAAAUCAAAGCUGCACACCUCCAAGCACUACCACCCCGUCUCCAAUUGCACCAUCGCCUACAGCCACACUCCAGUCCCAGGCGCAAAACAGUAAACGUCAAGGCCGAAAUACCGACGUCAGAGACUCCAUCCUUGCUAUAAAGCUUCGGCAACCCCUCCACAAAACCCCAAAACAACUCGCUCCGGCGCAUCGGAACGUUACCCACACACAUGUCUACUUUCUUCCGUCGUCUAUUUUACACAACAACGCCCGCCAUGUCUGAAGCAGCAAAGCAAAAGGCUCAAAAGCUCAUUGACGAGAACGCCGUUAUGGUGUUCAGCAAGUCAUACUGCCCCUACUGCACCGCCACCAAGUCGAAGCUCAAGGAUAUAGGCGCAAAGUACAACGUCCUCGAGCUGGACCAGAUUGAUGACGGCAGCGCCAUCCAGGAUGCACUUCAGGAGAUCACCGGCCAGCGCUCGGUUCCCAACAUUUUCAUCGGCCAGAAGCACAUUGGCGGCAACUCGGACUUCCAGGCACUCGGCAACUCGGAAAGCUUGAUCAAGGCGGCAGGUGCUUUGUGAGAAUACCAAAAGCAUUGUCUUUUGUGCAGCACACAUUUCAGAUGUUGUGUUACCCAUAAGCAUAGAGGCUGAGACUGUUACCGGCGAUAGGAGCAAGCGUGCGGGUAGUUCGUCGCUGUGAACUGCGCAGGAAUAUAGAUCUAUAGUCACAAUAACCACAAUAAACAUACCUAAUCAUACUUGUGUGUUCAACUACAGCA
Molecule: messenger RNA, 847 nt
Organism: Pyricularia oryzae 70-15
Lineage: Eukaryota; Fungi; Ascomycota; Sordariomycetes; Magnaporthales; Pyriculariaceae
Product: glutaredoxin-C2
Exons: 2
Coding region: 294-647 (117 amino acids)
Biological process (GO): cellular response to oxidative stress
Cellular component (GO): nucleus; cytoplasm
Molecular function (GO): glutathione disulfide oxidoreductase activity
Source: RefSeq, a predicted model, not a curated record